GGGCUCUGACACAAGCCAACCCAGUCAGGCCGCACCGCCUGCAGAGCGCCGCACCGAGCAGCCCAGAACUAAGCCCUCGGUGCAAGUUCCUGCAGCCGAGCACCCCCACGCCGCGCCGGGAGGUGUGCCGCUGGGCGGCUGGGCCCGCGGCCGGCGCCGCCACCGCCGCUAACACACGUGACCGAGGCCCUUGGCGGCCCGCCCCCCCAGCCGGAGGGAGGACAGGAUUAUGGCACAGACUCAAGGGUUGGGGAAGAGAUACAUUAAAGCCUUUUUUAAAGGUUUCUUUGUUGCUGUUCCCAUAACGGUGACUUUCCUGGAUAGAGUUGCCUGCGUAGCAAGGGUGGAAGGAGCAUCAAUGCAGCCUUCUUUGAAUCCUGGGGGAAGACAAGCAUCUGAUGUAGUGCUCUUAAACCACUGGAGCAUUCGAAAUUAUGAUGUACAGCGUGGGGACAUUGUGUCAUUGGUGUCUCCUAGAAACCCUGAACAGAAGAUCAUUAAACGAGUGAUUGCUCUUGAAGGAGACAUUAUCAAAACCAUUGGAUACAAAAAGAAGUACGUAAAAGUUCCACAUGGGCAUAUUUGGGUGGAAGGUGAUCAUCAUGGACACAGCUUUGACAGCAAUGCUUUUGGCCCGGUUUCUCUUGGACUUCUACAUGCUCGAGCUACUCAUAUCCUCUGGCCUCCACAACGCUGGCAGAAGUUACAGCCAGUGCUACCUCCAGAGCGCAAACCACUCCAGAGAGAGCAAGAGUGAUCUGAAUGUUCAGACAGAGAAACGGUGAAGUGAAGUUUAACCGGGAAGAGUUGCAGUGGUUAUACCAUCUCCUGUAAGAGCUUUUGCCAAGUUUGCUUUACAUUAGGUACCAUAUCAGCAAAUACAUGUGACAUCUUCAUGUUAUAAUGCCACCUUAAGUGUAAAGUUCUUUCGGGUUUUGGUGGGUCUUUUUGUUUGCUUUGGUUUUUUGGUGGUUUUUUUAAUAUCUCAAACAGUAGUGCAUUUUGUGUUAUUUUAGUUUGAAAUAAUUGGUUGUAGAAGGUUUGAAUGUUCAGUUUUUCUGGGAGCAGUGAAAUGCUUGACUUACUAUGUCUGUACUCGUGCUUGUUUGGAUAAGAAAUUAUUAAAAAAUUAUUAAAACCUUCAAUAAAAUAUCUUUUACAUUCA
This is a messenger RNA of Strigops habroptila (Kakapo), 1165 nucleotides long. RefSeq names its product inner mitochondrial membrane peptidase subunit 2 (gene IMMP2L). The transcript is spliced from 6 exons. Gene Ontology annotation, cellular component: mitochondrial inner membrane peptidase complex; membrane. Gene Ontology annotation, biological process: mitochondrial respiratory chain complex assembly. NCBI's taxonomy places the organism in Eukaryota, Metazoa, Chordata, Aves, Psittaciformes, Psittacidae. The record is from RefSeq and is a predicted model, not a curated record. Bases 230 to 757 code for a protein of 175 amino acids. Gene Ontology annotation, molecular function: serine-type endopeptidase activity.